AUGGAGAUGAGUCUUGCUGUCCUCUCUCAUCUCAAUGCAACUGACCUCUGCUUGGCUGCUUGUGUCUGGCAAAACCUUGCCAAUGACAACAUACUCUGGAAAAGUUUAUGCCAGAGCCAGUGGGGUCAUGCAACCAUCUACAAGAAGAGGCAGGAUCAGCCAUAUCAUAAAAUCUACCUUCUUCUUGAUGAAGCAACUCUCACCUUCAAUGUGGAUGCCUUCAAGGGGAUUCAUUUCAUGUUGGAGCAUGACUUGCUACAGGAUAAUGCCUGGGAGAUAGCCAUGUUCAUCCACCAAACAGAGAAGCUCAGCAGGAAGCAGCUUCGAAGAUACCUGGAAUUUCGGAGGGAUGUUCUUGAUCAUGUGGUGGCUCUGCAGAACUAUGAAAACCAGUUCCUUCCACAAGCAUUGCGGAGGUUCUUCCACCAAAUUGAAGCACCUGAUUCCAGAGGCAAUUACUUAGAACUCCUUGUGGAGAAAUUUUCAGAGAGAUUCUGCCAAUGCAACCCUAACCUUGGACUUGAACCAGAUGUUGUUUACAUAUUGUGUUUCUCGCUGAUCCUGCUGUCUGUGGAUUUGACAAGUCCGCAUGUGAAGAACAAGAUGUCCAAGCGAGAAUUCAUCCGUAAUCUACGCCAUGCCCUCGCUCAACCAGAUGAUGAACUCUCAGGUCAUCUCUAUGAUGACAUAUAUCUUCGAGGACAUUUCCUGGUGCACAACCUGACUGAGCAGUGCUGGGACGUGUGUAUGGACAAGCCAAGCUCCCGACUUGACUCCAAGACAGAGAAUUGCAUUGUGAAUUGUGUUGAGCGGUUCAUUGACACCAACACAUUUGUCAUCAAUCGACUUGAUAAAGAGCAACGCACGACACACAACAUGUUCACUUACCUGAGGAACUUUGUACGUAGGCAUCAGAGGAAAUUUGUAGCAAUUAGUAUCUUGGGAGGAGGUGCUUAUAUUCUCUCUCGAUAUGCUAAUUACUGGCUUCGAAAAUAUCAGGAGCAGAUAGCUCGGGAUUUGAUGGAAAAAGCCAAGAAGCAGUAUUAUUUCAACACAACUCAGACAACAUGUGGUGAGUCAGUUCGUUCCUUCCUGCCCUUGAUGCAGGCAACGGGGAAAGAGAAGUUCAAUGAUGAUGUGAUUUUGGAAGACAUCAAGAACAGGAAGGCUUCCUUAUCAGAAACUCUCCAGCUUUGGGAUCAGCUUAAGGUCAUGUCUGUUUGUAAGGUUUUGGGAUUUGUCUAUGGCUCAGCAUUUGUCAUUCUUGUGUCUCGCAUCCAGUUUAAUGUCCUUGGUGCAUAUUCAUACUUGAAGGCCUCUCAUGAGAACAGCUCUGUGGAAUUGACCAAUGAUGAAAGACUUGCAUAUCUCUCCAUCAUGCAUGAUGUUGUCCUCAAGGGAUUCCUAGAAUUCCUCAAAAGACUUGAAGGUCUUGCAUGUGAUGUGAUUGAACCCAUAUCUUUGAAGGAAAGAGUGUCAUUUGAGAAGCUCACAUCAGUUUUAUAUGAAUUGAAGAACAAUAUUGACUUGAUCAUUCAAGCCAACCAUUUGAACUAUCUCUUUCCCAUUGAUACAGGAGACCAGCAUGGAUCCUUAGAGCAUCUGUUGUCUGAAGUGAGGGAAGUUAUUGAGAAUCGUGAUACUCUUAUCACUCUACAGCAAUUGACUCAGUGCGACCAAGCCUGUGUGACACAAGAGCCUCGCACAAAACCAUCUGACCACAUCGAAGCAUACAUCCCCACCCUUUAUCUGAAACACAACCACCAGAUCCUCCAAUGGGUGAGAAACCCUUACGAUAUCAGAGAAUGUGAACAAAAGAUUAAGGACUGUUUACAAGAUAUCAAGCAUGCACUGGCUGGAGAUUACCCUGCAGAAUUGAAGUACAAAUUAUACUUGAGAGAGUUGGAGUGCUUCAUUGAGCAUGGACUAUGUGAACGCCAACCAACACUGAUUCUUGAUGAUUUCAAGAGUACUCUUGCAGAAGCUAGUUUGCAUCUCCCUCCAAACAAGCUAGGGCAUCUGGAGGAGCAAUCCAUAAAAUUUGGAAAAGUGGUGGCAAAUGAUGCAGAUUCAGAUCGUCAGCGAAGGAUUGCCAGCCUCUGGGAUGCUUUGAAAGCCAAUGUAGUACCGAGGGUGCAGCAUGGUCCAUCUGAAAGCCUACCUGCUGCUUCUUCUACCCUGCUAGUCAAGAAAAAUGUACGCAAAGGCCGCUAUGUCAUCACAAGGAAGCCAGUUAAGACUGGAGAUAUUCUCUUCGUGGAAGAACCUUUUGUUCUUGCUCUACAGCCUGAUUUCUACAAUGAAUUCUGUCAUUUCUGCCUCAAGUCAACUCGUGCCCUGAUACCGUGUGAUUAUUGCCCUGAAGGACAAUUCUGUUCUCAUUCAUGUCGCAAAAAGGCAUGGGAGAACUUCCAUUGCUAUGAGUGUGGGUGGCUUGAAGUGUUCCAUGCCACUGGAAUUGCUCAUCUAGCAGCACGGAUUCUCUUCAAGGUUGGAUUCCUGAACUUGAAGGAUUUCAAGUUACACUUGAAAGAUGAAGUAGAUGGUCAGGGGUUCAGCAAGGGAGGGAUCUAUGCUGAUCCAUCUGAUCCUUACAUCUCAAUCUAUCAUCUAGUUGCUCAUACUGAGAGGAUAAAAUUAGAGGAUUCUAUCCAGUAUGCUAUGAUGGCUGCAUUCCUGCUAUUGUUCUUGCACGAGAAGACAAAUUUCUUUACCAAAGAUAACAAAGAAAAGAAGCCUGAUAUUAUGUCCCCUGAUGUGGUAUUUGUUGGUGGACUGCUUCUACAACACAUUGAACAGCUUAUUUCCAAUGCAAAUGCCAUUACUACUCUUCAUGAAAGCACUACUAAGGGGAAGUUAAUUGAGGUAUCCCAGGAGAAAAUUGCUUCUGCCCUUUAUCCAACAUCCAGCCUCAUGAAUCAUUCUUGUGAUCCAUGUGUCCUCCAGACAUUUGCUGGAAGUAAAUUGGUAGUCCGAGCAAUGAAGGACUUGAAGCCCGAAAAGGAAGUCUCCAACUGCUAUGGUCCCCAUUACCUUAAGAUGAGUCGAGAACAGAGACAAGAGCUCUUGAAAGGACAGUACUUCUUCAAAUGCACUUGUCCUCCCUGCUGCCUGACAUCAGGACUUCUCUGUUUUGAAGUAAAGGACUAUGAAUUGGCGUUGAAGUGUUCGUGUUCCGGUAUCAUUCCAUCAGUGAGGGAUAAAACCCUCCUGUCCAUGUGCAUUGAGUGCCAAGAGAUGCGCAACUGUACUCGCAUGAUUGAUACCUACAACAGAACACUCACUGACAUUCAAGCUUCUCAAUGUGACUUUGGAAACUUGUCAAGGAAAGCCAUUGAAGAACUGCAAAUGAUCCUUCAUCCAUCUGCCAUUGAGAUGACCAAUGCAUUUCAUUCCUAUGCAGCAGCCCUGAUCAAGCAAGGAGACCUGACUGGAGCAGUGCCUUACAUGAAGCAGGAGAUAGCAGGACUGAAACAGCGCUAUGGUCCAUCUGCUGUUGAAGUGGCUAAUGAAAUGCUUGCCUUGACAUCUCUUCUCCUUGCCAUCUUUCAUGAGUCCCACUCAACAUCUGAAGAAAAAAGUGAAACAAAUGAUACCUGUGUUAUUUGGCUCAAGGUCCAGCCAUAUGCUGACAAAGAAAUUGCCCAGGACACCAUGAAGAGGAAAGAGGGGAGCAGAGGUGGAGCUGAGGAAAUGAGCUUCAGUUCUGGAGAUCAUGUGCCAGCAAUCUAUGGUCUUGAGCUCCAGGAUCCAAGUGGAACAUCACAGUCCUUAACUUCAGUUGUUGCUGUCCAACCUCCUUCACCUGGCCUCACCAUCAAGGACUUAGAUUUCAACCAGAAUCGGCAGUAUUACCUAGCAAGCUGUGGGGAUGACUGCAAGACCAAAUUUUGGGAUCUCCGCAAUCCCAAGCUUCCUGUUGUAUCUCGGAAGGAUCACUCUCACUGGUCUGCACCAUCUUAUAAGUCUCAGAUACCUUAUUCAUAUCCCUGCAGGGACAUUGGCUGUAUAAUUGCACCCAAUGAAGUGAAGCUUACUGGCCCUAUGCUUUUCAGGGUUUGGAAUGUGAAGUAUAAUCCCUUUCAUGAUGAGCUUGUUCUGACAUCCAGUAGUGACUUCCGAGUCAUUCUCUUGUCAGCUGUCUCCAUAUCUUCUCAGCCUUUGAACCAACUAGACUCUGAAGAUGAAGAUGAUGAAGCUCAAGAUCCUGGAGAGAAGCAGAGAAAGUUGGAGGAUGGGGUGCUGGCCAAGUAUGAAGAACAUGAAGAUUCAGUGUAUGCAAUUGAAUGGUCAAGUGCAGAUGCAUGGACAUUUGCAUCUCUGAGUUUUGAUGGUCGGCUAAUUGUUAAUCGAGUUCCACAAGCUGAAAAGUAUAAGAUUCUACUGUGAUAUGCCUUUCUAUUUAUGUACCAUGCAUCACUUCCAUUAAAGCC
Messenger RNA from Darwinula stevensoni, 4433 nucleotides. The record is from the annotation of a GenBank genome assembly. Lineage: Eukaryota; Metazoa; Arthropoda; Ostracoda; Podocopida; Darwinulidae.